AUGGUGAGCGCCUUGGCAGGGGUGAUGACCUCUGUCAUCGGCAAGCUCACCACUCUGCUUGGGGAGGAGUACUCAAAGCUGAAAGGUGUGCACAGGGAGGUGGAAUUCAUGAAAGAUGAGCUGAGCAGCAUGAACGCACUCCUUCAGAGGCUGGCAGAGGUGGACCGUGAUCUUGAUGUGCAGACAAAGGAAUGGAGGGACCAAGUUCGGGAGAUGUCUUAUGACAUCGAGGAUUGCAUAGACGACUUUAUGAAAAGCCUUGGCCAAACUGACAUUGCUAAGAGAGCAGGGCUUGUCCAAAGUGUGAUCCAGCAGCUCAAGGCGCUGAGGAUGCGCCAUCAAAUAUCCAGCCAAAUCCAGGGGCUCAAGGCACGUGUUGAAGAUGCAAGCAAGCGACGUAUGAGGUAUAAGCUCGAUGAGCGCACCUUUGAGUGUGGCAUCUCAAGGGCCAUUGACCCUCGUCUUCCUUCGCUCUAUGCUGAGCCAGACGGGCUUGUCGGUAUUGACAAGCCAAGAGACGAGCUCAUCAAGUGCCUAAUGGGGGGGGUGGGUGCAUCGGUGCAGCAGCAAAAGGUGAUAUCUAUUGUGGGUCCUGGGGGCCUCGGUAAAACUACACUUGCGAAUGAGGUGUACCGUAAACUGGAAGGCCAGUUCCAGUGUCGAGCUUUUGUUUCUUUGUCGCAGCAGCCUGAUGUGAAGAAGAUCCUAAGAAGUAUACUCUCUCAAGUCAGCCAGCAGGAGUACGCUAACAUAGAUGUUUGGGAUGAGGAAAAGCUCAUCAAUGCAAUCCGAGAAUUUCUAAAGAACAAAAGGUAUUUCGUCAUCAUUGAUGAUAUUUGGAGUAAUCAAGCAUGGAAGAUUAUCAAGUGUGCUUUGUUUCCAAAUGAUGUUGGGAGCAAAAUAAUGACAACAACUUGCAGUAUUACUAUAGCCAAAUUAUGUUGCUCUCCUCAGCAUGAUCAUGUCUAUGAAAUAAUGCCUCUUACUGAAGCCAACUCUAAGAGUUUAUUUUUGAAACGUAUAUUUGGCUCGGGAGAUAUGUGCCCUCCUAAGUUGGAAGAAGUCUCCUCGGAGAUAUUGAAGAAAUGUGGUGGUUCACCCUUGGCGAUUAUUACAGUGGCUAGCUUGCUGGCUAAUAAAGCUAGUACAAAUGAAGAAUGGGAGAGGGUAUAUAACUCAAUCGGUUCGACACUGGAAAAAGAUCCCGGUGUAGAAGAAAUGAGAAAAACAUUAUCCCUCGGAGGACUGAGUAUAUUUCCAGAAGACUGA
Triticum turgidum subsp. durum (durum wheat) is the source of this 1269-nucleotide messenger RNA. Lineage: Eukaryota; Viridiplantae; Streptophyta; Magnoliopsida; Poales; Poaceae. The record is from the annotation of a GenBank genome assembly.